AUGGGUUCCGUCGGUCGUCCUGAGCCUCUGCGCCUGGGAAGCAUUGCUCCCAACUUCGAUGCCGAGACCACCAAUGGUCCCAUCAACUUCCACGAAUUCAUUGGUGACAAGUGGGUUGUGCUUUUCUCGCACCCCGAAGACUACACUCCCGUCUGCACGACUGAGCUCGGUGCUUUCGCAAAGCUCGAACCUGAGUUCGCCAGAAGAGGCGUCAAGCUGAUUGGCCUGUCAGCAAACACAAUCGAAAGCCACGGCGGAUGGAUCAAGGACAUCAACGAGAUCAGUGGCAGUGACCUCAAGUUCCCAAUUAUCGGCGACAAGCAGAGACAGGUUGCCCUUGCCUACGACAUGUUGGACCAGCAGGAUGCUACCAACGUGGACUCCAAGGGCAUUGCAUUCACCAUCCGCUCAGUCUUUGUCAUCGACCCCAAGAAGACCAUCCGAACCAUUCUCUCCUACCCUGCUUCGACUGGCCGCAACACUGCUGAGGUCCUGAGAAUUGUCGACUCUCUCCAGACCGGCGACAAGCACAAGGUCACCACGCCCAUCAACUGGGUGCCGGGCGAUGACGUUAUUGUCCACCCAUCAGUCAAGAACGAGCAGGCAAAGGAGCUGUUUCCAGACUUCAAGAUCAUCAAGCCAUACCUGCGAACAACUCCUCUGCCAAAGGACAAGACAAGCGCUGCUUGA
Messenger RNA from Cyphellophora attinorum, 690 nucleotides. RefSeq names its product Mitochondrial peroxiredoxin PRX1. The transcript is spliced from 2 exons. The coding region runs from base 1 to 690 and encodes 229 amino acids. NCBI's taxonomy places the organism in Eukaryota, Fungi, Ascomycota, Eurotiomycetes, Chaetothyriales, Cyphellophoraceae. Gene Ontology annotation, molecular function: peroxiredoxin activity. The record is from RefSeq and is a predicted model, not a curated record. Gene Ontology annotation, biological process: cell redox homeostasis; cellular response to oxidative stress; cellular oxidant detoxification. Gene Ontology annotation, cellular component: cytosol; mitochondrion.